This is a messenger RNA of Iphiclides podalirius (scarce swallowtail), 741 nucleotides long. The record is from the annotation of a GenBank genome assembly. NCBI's taxonomy places the organism in Eukaryota, Metazoa, Arthropoda, Insecta, Lepidoptera, Papilionidae.
AUGUUGAGAACGAAUUUCGAUAAGCCCGAAAUAAUGAGAGAACAAUUUAAAAGGCUCCAACAUGUUGAUAACGUGCUUCAAAGGAUGACGAUCAUUGGAGUCAUACUGAGCUUCCGUCAAAUCGCACAAGAGUCGUUACUAGAUGUCUUAGAGCGGCGUAUACCAUUUUUGAUAAGUUCCAUAAAAGAUUUCCAGCAGCAAUUGCCUAGUGGUGAUCCAAUGCGAGUUAUAUCGGAGAUGUGUUCGGCGGCCGGUCUGUCAUGUAAGGUGGAUCCAACAUUGGCCUCUGCUUUGAGGCAGCACAAAGCCGAACUAGAAGAAGAGGAGCAUUUGAUAGUUUGCUUGUUAAUGGUAUUUGUAGCAGUUUCUUUGCCGAGACUGGCUCGCAGUGAAGGUUCCUUUUACAGACCUUCAUUGGAGGGCCACGCUAAUAAUAUUCAUUGUAUGGCCCCAGCUAUCAACCACAUAUUCGGAGCGUUAUUCACGAUUUGCGGACAAGGUGACAUAGAAGACAGAAUGAAGGAGUUUUUAGCACUUGCCUCAUCUUCUUUAUUGCGUCUUGGCCAGGAGACUGAUAAAGAAGCAAUACGAAACAGAGAGUCCGUUUAUUUGUUGCUUGAUCUUAUUGUUCAGGAGUCGCCAUUCCUUACCAUGGAUUUGCUCGAAUCCUGCUUCCCAUAUGUUUUGAUACGUAACGCCUAUCAUGAGGUUUAUAAACAGGAACAAAUGCUAUUGCAUUCA